Molecule: messenger RNA, 4230 nt
Organism: Penicillium odoratum
Lineage: Eukaryota; Fungi; Ascomycota; Eurotiomycetes; Eurotiales; Aspergillaceae
Exons: 3
Coding region: 1-4230 (1409 amino acids)
Source: RefSeq, a predicted model, not a curated record
AUGUUUCAUUUUGUGAUUUCCACAGAUUCGAGUAUUGUUAUGGCAGAGCAGAGCAGCCGCGAUGUGGUAGAUCAGACCCUGUCGGGCGGCGAGCCUUCGCCUUCCGACGUUCCUGCGAGCACAACCGAUAAGACUUCUGCUGAAGGGGACGCGGGGGAGACCAAACAUAUCGCAAACACUUCGCAAACCCAAGUAACAUCUGAGCAACAUUCCAACGACGUGACGAGAGAUACGCGUGAGUCCCAAGACAAGCGAACUGGAGGUGACAAGGAUACCGGGAGCUCUUCGAUGGUGGGUUUCGUUGAUGGGAAAGAAGAGAAUAAUCAGCUGAAGUGGUUGCAGGAUGCUUCAAAGCAAGGCGUUGGACUGGUUGCCUCCAGAGCUCUCGAGCUGAAUGGACAAGCGUCGGUGUCAGAUGGUGGAGACGAUACGGGUUCCCAGGGUGGUUCAGAGUCAGAUACCAGUCGAACAGAUGGGAGACAUCACACAAGAACAGGAUCGGUGAAAAAACCUUCCAUCUUUAAGCCGAUGUCUUUUGCGAAAUUCACUGUCCCAAAGGCGCCGGGGGCCCCUGCCCCUCCCAAAGCGCCGGAGAAAGUUCCAUCUGCCUCAACCACUCCCCUUGGAACACCGCAGCCUAGUUCACGACCGCGCUUGGUUGCAAAGACCACCAGCGGCAUGCGCGAUUCUAUUUCCAAGACCGGUGCUGGUGGUGGGAAGCCAGGCGGGUCGGGGCCAGAUCCCAACCAAGUCUGGAAUAAGAACCGACCUGUCCAGCCUCCACCACAAAAGCACUUGACCGAUGAGGAAUUGAAACAACAAUAUGGCAUUCACAUGACUUCCAGGAUUCAAGAGGAUUCUGGCGGCACUGAAUCGAAAUGGGCGGAUAUCGACGAUGAUGAAGAUGACUGGGCACCAGAGACAAUCGAAUGGACCGAUGGAACAAAGGUCACACUUACUCAUAAUGAUCACCCGCCGCCGCCAGAGGAAAUUGCUCAACUGCCAAAGGAAGCGCCGCCGCCGGAGCAACCAGUGGCGGCACAGGAAGCCCCUAGAAUAGCUGCACCGAAGCCAACCACCUCUGUGGGGCCGAAUCCAACGGUACUCCGGCUUGGAGCGAGUGCCGAGCGGCAGGCCAAGGCUGCAAGUAUCUCAUCUAGAGGAACAAAUGACAGAAUGCCGUCGGGGUCGACAAGUCCAGCCCCUCCGCCGGCGAAGUCUCCUUGGGCUGCGCUGCCUCCUGUGGAAAGAGUGUCUCCAGUCAACCCACCUUUGCAACCACCCCCAGUAUCGCAGCCCCGCGGUCAAGUCGGUUAUCCCCACCGAGAAGAUGGCCACCAUACCGCAUUGCCUCCUCAGGAGAUUGCGGCCGAUGAUUUCAAUCGCACUUGGAGAGAGACGACUUCGGGGGCGCCUCGAGAACUAUACAACUCUCGAUCUGGCCGAUAUGAGCCUGUGGCAGAUAAUAGAAGACCUUCAUGGCGGCAGGAUCAGGGUCCUCGGCCCCCUGCCGUGUUACAGCGACCCAACCAUGGUGAACACGCUGGUCCUGCGGAACCGUCAGCGGCAUUCCAGACAUCUCGAUCGAGUCACCAAGAAGGAAUGGGCUGGAACCGUCGUCGGACAUCGUCGAAUGUGAGUGGUGGAAGUGGAAGCUAUGGUCGUCGUAUGUCCUUCGGUCGAGAUGCGCCUCCUCCACGAUACAAUGAUGCUCGGCGAGGCUCUCAUGCCAAUAAUAUGGUCGAUCCAGCCUUGUUGGGUCGUGAGCCGGGGCAUGUUCGUGAAACUUCUCCAAACCGCCAACAAGCCGGUUCAGGCUUGCCUGCACGCCCAUCAGUGAGUAUGGGUAGUGAACCAUCGCCAAAGGAGAACCAGCCGGCUCCAGUUGUGGUACCAGAAGUGCCGCAGGAAGAUCCACUUGUUCUACAGGAGCGUAUCAUGAAGGAGAAGCGACUGGAAGCUAGACAGCGCCGACUAGAACAGGAGGAGCAAGAAAAACAAGCGAGGGAAGAGAGAAUUCGUCAGAAGCUUGCGGCGUUGGGACCUCCACCAGAGAAGAAACGCAAGGAUAGCAUCGAUAGUCGCAAACCUCAAGCGCCUACGUCAAAUGCGCCUCCUGCUGCAUUGAUAUCUUCACCCCCAAAGCCUCCUGUGCCGGAGCCUACAGGUGCACCUAAGCAGUAUGGGAUGAUGAAAGUUCAUCAUCCGGAUUCUGUGAAGAGAAUUGUCGCUGCCAAUGAAAGGGAUCGUGUUGCUGAAAAGCAGACUGAGAAAACUUCCUCGCCUCACUUGCGUCGUGCUCCUUCACCCCACCAUGAUUCCUCACAACAUGAACCUGCCCCUCCUUCCAUCAACCCCCCAUCCGCUGAAUCUCAUCCCCAUGACCCCAAAGUUGAUGAGCAAGACGGCCAGCAGCGAAAUUUGAAUGUUUCUAAUUCCUACGCUCCUUGGUCAACUGCGCCCAAUCUUCCUUCGAAUCCUCCUUCAGUGAAUAAUCUGUGGAAGUCCUUGAGCAGUGACCGUACCCUCGGAAACGGUAUCUUUGACCCAAGCCUUGGUGGCUUUCCCUCCCGGGAUAUCCCACUUCGCAGCCAGCUUGGCCUUGACCAACCCACCAUGCCUGCUGGUCAGUCCUUUCCUCCUCAGGAUGCAGCUCCGAUUCCUUCUUUGCCAUCGCCUGAGACCAGACAUGUCUCUUACGAUCCUCUGAGUCCUAUUGGCCGCCCUGGUCCAAUUGGGCCACCUAGCUCUCAAAAUCCUCAGUGGCAAAACGAGCGAGUGAACGCCUGGAAUAACUUUGGUCUCGUCGCCAAUAAGCAUGAACUCGAAGCAGGUGAUAAAUUCCGCCAGGAAUUCAAGGAAACCCAGAAGCUACGAGAAAUUCACCAAUCCAAUCGUGACCAGCCUGGGAAGCAAUCCAACAUUAAGCAUACAUGGAGGAAAGUCGUGAUUGGUGAGGAUGGAGUAAGACGCACGGUGUCUGUCACUACGAACGACUCUUCUGCUCCCAAGGCUCCUGCUCAACCCCCGCUUAAGCCUGCCGCCGAGCCUGUUGUUGAGACUGCUGUUGAGACUCCCGCAGGUCAUACGUGGAAACAAGUCCGAGUCGAAGAUGGCGUCAGGCGCCAAGUUGCUGUCCACGCUAACCAUAACUCGAAGCCCGCUCCUGCGCCACCUUCGAAUCCUUUGAACAGCCUCGAGACUCCCACAGACGGUCUGUCCUUUGCGGAUAGCCACGCUCGUUCCCUUGCCAACGUGCCUGCACGCAGCUCACGAUUCUUCCCCAACGUGACCGAGCAACCCAGGCGCAUCGCAGUGGAGCAAGUCGAGGUGCACCGAAGCCCAUCUCCGCCUCCCCCAGAGGAAUAUUCUCAUCCAGUCCAUGAUAACGGCUCCGGUCGGCCAAUGGUUCAUUUCCCUCCUGCCAGACCUAUUGUCAAGCUACCACCCAAGCCUUUGGCCGCUGCGCCUGCACCUCCCCGCACAUUUGCGUCCAUGGCUGCGGCACCGCCGCGGACUACUCCCGCCCCGGCUUCCACUUCACCUGCGAUGUCUUGGCAAGAUAAGAUCAACGGUCUUUUCGGCAAGAAGACCUCUCCGGAGAAAAAGAGCGUCCUGGCUGUUGCCUCUGCCACGAAAGAACCUCUUGAUGUUCAGCUGUCAGCUUCAGCAGUCUCUGUUUCUCUACCUAGCCAUGUUGAAGUUGAAGUUAAUGUGCAGAAUGGUGAUGGAGAUCUUGCAGCUCGACAGGUGGCUGAAGAAGAAGCAAUCUUUGAGGAUCGCGAGCCAGGCUCGCAGCCUGGUGUUCGAGUUCCUCUCAUGGCUCCUCCCGCAGCUUGGCACUCCCCGGCCCUUGCCCCCAUUGCCCGAACACGGUUUAAGCAUAUGAAGCCGGUAGGAGUUCAAAGCAUUGAAGUUUACAUGGUUGGAUCCGGUGAUAAAGAUCAAUAUGGAAAUACUCGCAUCCCUGUACUAUUUCCUGGUCAAGAGACCGGUCAAACUUUGCUCAUGCUUCGAAAGAAUCGUUCCAAUCAGCAGCGUCCACGCCACCCCUCUAACCCAAAGAACACUCGCAAGGGCCCCAAGCCGCGCGAUGGAUCUGGAUCCGGGGGAUCGACCUGGAACAAGAAACCCUCUUCGUCCCAGCAGAACAAUGCUCCGGCCUCUUCCCCUCGUCACCCAUCUCGUAAUGCAACCUGGGGUCCCCGCGACCAGAGUGGCUCGCAGUAA